CUCUUCCAACAUUCAAUGGAUUCUAUUUGCCCUAUUGGGUCGCGGUGUGCCACUCAAAUCUCUUCUCUUCUCACUCCUCCCUCACCUCUUCAACUUCAGGAAUAUUAUCACAACCUUUUGUCUGCAAGGCAAUGCAGUGGUAUCACAGUCAAACAGGAUGUCAACUUUGGAAAAGGUUUAUACGCAGACAAGGACUUCAAAGAGGGGGAACUUGUUCUAAAGGACCCCAUGUUUGUAGGGGUUCAACAUUCCCUCAACAAGAUUGAUUGUUUGGUUUGUAGCUUCUGCUUUCGUUUUAUUGGUUCCAUAGAACUUCAAAUUGGAAGGAGGCUUUACAUGCAGCAACUAAGGGCCAAUGAGAGUCAUGGUUGUGACGUGGGAAGCUCUUCAAAACACUGCCAUGACAUGGAUUCAUCUGAUGAAGAGGAGAGCACCCAGCAAUGUACUUCUGGUAGUUCCAAAACUAAAGUUCCUCUCCCUGAAGGUGUUGUGGAAUCAUUGAUGAAUGGUCAAUUGGUGUUGCCUUGCUCCGAGAAGUUCUCCUUGCCACCAGCUGUUCCAUGCCCUCGUGGAUGUGGAGAAGCUUACUAUUGCAGCAUGUCAUGUGCAGAGGCUGAUUGGGAAUCCUCCCAUUCUUUACUCUGUACUGGUGAGAGUUCUGAUCCAGCUCAUAAGGAGGCACUCCUUAAAUUCAUCAAACAUGCUAAUGAAACAAAUGAUAUAUUCCUCCUUGCUGCAAAGGCAAUUUCUUCUACCGUAUUAAAGUACCACAAGUUAAAAGAAGCCAGUGUUGAAGAGCAAGUGAAACACAAUACAUCAUGUGUUUCUAACCACAAUAAAUUAUCUUUUCUUUUGGAAGCUUGGAAGCCUAUAUGGAUGGGACACAAGAGAAGGUGGUGGGAUUGUAUUGCUUUGCCAGAUGAUGUUGAUCCUUCUGAUGAAGCAUCAUUCAGGUUGCAAAUAAAAGAGUUGGCAUUUGAGUCUCUCCAACUUCUUAAGACAGCCAUAUUUGACAAGGAAUGUGAGCCAUUAUUCUCCCUUGAAAUCUAUGGGCAUAUCAUCGGCAUGUUUGAGCUGAAUAAUCUGGAUUUGGUUGUAGCUUCUCCCGUGGAGGAUUACUUUUUAUAUAUCGAUGAUUUGACAUAUCCUAAUAAGGAAGAAGUUGAGAAAAUUACGCAACCAAUUCUGGAUGCCCUUGGUGAAAACUAUUCUAUUUAUUGUGAAGGAACUGCAUUUUUUCCUUUGCAAAGUUGCUUGAACCAUUCCUGUUGUCCUAAUGCCAAAGCUUUCAAAAGAGAUGAGGAUAAAGAUGGCCAAGCAACAAUAAUUGCGCAGAGGUCCAUUUGUAAAGGAGAAGAGAUAACCAUCUCAUAUGUUGAUGAGGACCUUCCAUUUGAAGAGAGACAGGCAUCCCUAGCAGAUUAUGGUUUCAGAUGCAGGUGUCGAAAGUGCAUUGAAGAAGAGCCAUAAUGUUAUGAGUACUUGUAAAAAUUCAUGCAGAACUCAAGUGUUUUAUAAGACAAUGAGGCUUUCUUAACUUAGUUGAUAUGCAGAUAAAAGAACUGAAAUGGAAUUGAAAGGGAACAAUUAUUAGGGAAUUUUGUAGCUGUUUUGUUUUUUGAGUCCACAAUUACCUGCACGCCACACUUGUUACACCAUCAGUUAUUUUAUAUCUAUAGCAACAAUAGGAAUGUAUUAGAAGAAAGAUAUAUACCCGACUCUUGAGACUAUUGAUCAUUUUUAAACUGAUCUUGUUCUCUUGA
Molecule: messenger RNA, 1763 nt
Organism: Cajanus cajan (pigeon pea)
Lineage: Eukaryota; Viridiplantae; Streptophyta; Magnoliopsida; Fabales; Fabaceae
Gene: ATXR2
Product: histone-lysine N-methyltransferase ATXR2
Molecular function (GO): protein binding; methyltransferase activity
Source: RefSeq, a predicted model, not a curated record